CACUUAAAAAAUGGCCAUUGGCUUGGCAAAGUAGUGUUAGUUUCUUUGUUAUGAGUGUGUAUUUAUUUCGUGUGAUAGUGAUAUUAUCUUAAAAUACUUAUAAAUUGUGAUUACUAUGUGCCUUGAAAGUAAAUCCAUAUUGAGUCUUUGUAUUAACCCGUUGAAUCUGCUUUUAUUCCUGGUGAUUGGCUCAUUUGUGUAGACCUUCCUUCCACGGAUUAAUUGCCUUCAGGAAUUGGAAUUUGGUUACUCAAUCCUAGAAUGGGUGAUCACCGUAGCUAGUGAGGCAGAAAGGAAGGAUUGUCACUUGAGUUUAGUAUCAGCUGGCAGAAUCAUAAUAUCAGCAGAAGUGCCUAGAGAGGAGGGAGGGGAGUUGUUAGUGAGUGUGUGUGAUGAAGAAGAAAGAGUGGUGUUGUGUGGUGUAAUGCGUUGGGGGGGAAGAGGGGGCCUAGUAUGGGCCAUCAGCCGCCUCCGGCCACAGCCAGCAUGAACCCCGCGUCGUCCGCCUCGUCGGGGGCGGGGGCCAAGUCGGGGGCGUCGAGUCGUUCGUCGGGCUACCACCAGAAGGCGCUGCAGGAGAUCCGCAACUCGCUGCUGCCAUUCGCCAACAGCUGCGACGGCGGUCUCGGGCUUGGCUCCAGCGCCGCCAGCACCAUUUCGACGCUCUCCACCGUCAGUUCGGCCUCCUCUAGUGCAGGCGUCGCCGCAGACAGCGUCACCGCCGCUGUCGUCCGCCACGCCUUGGCCCAGCUGCUGGCCAUGGGAUUCACCGAGGAAACGGCUACCAGAGCCUUGAAAAUUUCUGGAGGGCGAUUCGAAGCAGCCCUUGAUAUUCUAAUUAAACAACCUCCAAACGAUGGAUCAACCUUAGUCAAUGGGCCAUCCAAAGUAUCAUCUUCUGGUUUGAAACUGAUUCGCAAGCCAUCACUGGAAAGGGAGUUGCAGUGCAGAAGCAGUCCGGCGCUGGACAGCGGGGCGGGCAGUUCGCGGUCAGACAGUCCCCGAGGGGAGCACACACAACUCAGCAGGCAGUACUCGCCAGCCGGCCUGGAGCCACCACCCCCACUGCCCCCGCCACGCAGUGGCAGCACGCCGCCUCCACCGCCCCCGCCACACGCGCCCUACCCGCCCCCAAUGCUGAAGCGCAUGUCGCCGGCGCCCGUGGCCCGCGGCACUAGUCCCGGCGGCCGCCAGCCCAUGAUCGUGCAGAACGGCCCCCAGGUGCAGCAGCAGCUUUCACAGCAGAUGCAGGCUCUCAGCAUCUACUCGGCUGCCUCCGCCUCGGCCGAACCGCCGCCUCCCUACCCCCUGGUGCCUUCCCCCGCUCCCCCGCCUCCCCCCUCCUACUCGGCGUCCAUCCAGAGCCGGCAGUCCCCCACCCAGGACUACCGCAAGAGUCCGUCGUCGGGCAUCUAUUCGGGGCCCACGUCGGCCGGCUCUCCUAGUCCCACGCCCACCUCCAUGUCCAACUCGUCUUCGACAACGCCGCUGCACUCGUGGAGUGCCCGCCAGGCCAAAACGCAGCCGCCCAUCAUCAUGCAGUCGGUCAAAAGCACCCAGGUGCAGAAGCCUGUGCUGCAGACGGCCACCGCCCCUCCGCCGCCUCCCACUCCCCAGCAGCCGCCGCCCCCUCCCUCCUACGCCUCCUCCAUCCAGCACAAGCCGGUGCCCACCACGGAGCCACCCAGCUAUGCGAGCACCAUGCAGGCGUUGGCGGCACAACGUGGCGAGGCGGCUACGGUCUCCACGGUCGAGAGCAGCCAGGUGCCGCGCACUUCGCCCGCCCUCCACAAACCCCCUCACCACCCCACCACGCCGCCCCUGCCACCCACCUCCUCCACCACUGUGGCCGUCGCUCAGAACGGUGCUGCCUCCGAGCGGUAUCCGCCCUACAAGAUCGACCACGAAUCGCCCAUACCCGAGCGCAAGCACAUGAGCAAAGAAAAGGAAGAGGAACGCAGGGACUGUAAAGUGAGAAACUAUUCACCUCAGGCGUUCAAGUUCUUCAUGGAGCAGCACGUGGAAAAUGUUCUCAAAUCGUACACGCAGAGGCUGUUCAGGCGGCUGCAGCUCGAAACCGAAAUGGCCAAGCUCGGCCUCAGCGAAGAGGACCAGUGUCAGAUGAGGAAGAUGCUCUCUCAGAAAGAGUCCAACUAUAUUCGGCUCAAGCGAGCCAAAAUGGACAAAUCUAUGUUCACCAAAAUCAAGCCGAUUGGUGUCGGUGCAUUCGGUGAAGUGGCUCUGGUCAAGAAAAUCGACACCAAUCAUCUGUACGCGAUGAAGACGUUGCGCAAGGCCGACGUCCUCAAGAGGAACCAAGUGGCCCAUGUCAAGGCAGAACGAGAUAUUCUCGCCGAAGCCGACAAUGAAUGGGUCGUCAAGCUCUACUAUUCUUUUCAGGAUAAAGACAACUUAUACUUCGUCAUGGACUAUAUCCCUGGCGGCGAUCUCAUGUCGCUACUGAUCAAGAUGGGCAUAUUCGAAGAGCCGCUGGCUAGGUUCUACAUUGCUGAGUUGACGUGUGCUGUGGAAAGCGUUCAUAAAAUGGGCUUCAUCCAUCGUGACAUCAAGCCAGAUAACAUUCUCAUCGACAGAGAUGGACAUAUCAAGCUCACCGAUUUCGGCCUAUGCACAGGUUUCCGCUGGACGCACAACUCCAAGUAUUAUCAAAGAAAUGGAGAGCACGGCCGACAAGACUCGAUGGAGCCGAGCGAGGAGUGGCAGGCGGACGCCGAGUGUCGCUGCAACUCGAUGGCGCAACUGAAGCCGCUGGAAAGGCGACGGCGACGCGAACACCAGCGCUGCCUGGCGCACUCUCUGGUCGGCACACCCAACUACAUCGCGCCCGAGGUCCUCCUGCACACCGGCUAUACGCAGCUCUGCGACUGGUGGAGUGUCGGCAUCAUUCUCUACGAGAUGCUUGUCGGAUCGCCGCCCUUUCACGCCGGCACGCCUGGCGAGACACAGUACAAGGUGAUAAACUGGGAGACGACGCUGCACAUCCCAAAGGCGGCCAAUUUGUCACCGGAAGGCGCCGACCUGAUCCUGAAGCUAUGCACCAGCUCGGAGCGCCGCCUCGGCAAGAACGCCAACGAGGUGAAGUCACACCCGUUCUUCGCCGGCAUCGACUUCGAGAAGGGCCUACGCAGGCAGCCGCCCCCGCACCGGCCCCUCAUCCAGUACUCGACCGACACGUCCAACUUCGACCCGGUCGACCCCGACAAGCUGCGCAACUCGGUCUCGUCCGACUCGUCCAAGUCGGACGAGUUCAACGACAACGGCAAGCAGACCUUUCAUGGCUUCUUCGAGUUCACGUUUCGGCGCUUCUUCGACGACGGCGGCAGUUCGCCCUAUGCCAACAAGAUCAGUGUGGACGAUAAUGAUAAUCAAGGUGCGGUGUACGUAUGACGGUGACUGAAAAGUCGCCGCUCAACCUUCAGCGUCGCCACUUAUCUUUCCAACCAUGAUAACAUCGAGAUGAACUCGCAUUGUUAUACUUUAUCUCAUUACACUUGGAUUACAAUGGAUUGGCAAUAGGAAAGUCGGAUUUGGGAAGACUUUCUCAUUGGAAAAUACCAAUCUUCCUCUAAGAAAUAUACUCACGACAUUAGAGUUUUCUAAUUAUUAUCGUUGUGCUGUGCUAUGGGAAUGUUCCUAGCGCUCACUUGCACUGUAUUCAGUGUUAGUCUAUUGAGUCCACUCAAUAAUAUGUUUCUUGGCAGCAAUGAAUACUUAGAAUUUGGUUGAAAUUGAUAUUCCGUUUGGUAUUAAUUUAGUCAAUGACUGUAGUGUUUUUCUACUUUUCAUCCGUGUAUUUAGGCCCUUCGUAAUGCUUCUAAUAAUAUCAUAAGAGGUAUAAUAUUGCUUUCUCCUCCAUCCACUAUCUAAAGUCGUAUUUUACCUUUACUCCUUUAAACGGGAAACUUAUCUCAAAAUAUUAAAUUAUCUACUUCAACUUUAAAUCUAUAGGCACUACUAAAAGUAAUCCCAUUUAGGCUCAACUCUCACUAUUCGACUCAAAUCGUACGACUCCAGUCUCUCAAUCUCAACCUUAUGACUUUUUUGCUCAUUGUCACUACUUCAGUUCCAUGCUACUCCAUUUUCUAACCUUACUUUAUUAAAAAUAUAAGAUCUAAUUCGUCACUACUUAGCAUGUAACAAAGUUUAUAAUAAUUAUUACGAAUAUAUUGUCUUAUCUAAUUCUUAUUAUUGUCUCAUCUAAAAUGAUAAAACAUCACUUUCAUCAAACAUAACCUCACUUUCAUUAAAAAUGCAAGGUACGACGCAACUGAAGUCGAGGCUCGACCAACAUGUCUUGACUCAUUCUCACAGUCGCGAAUGUCGCGGAGACUAGAGUCGACUAGUCUGAGUGUCACCAUUUGAAAACACAUCCUGCGUCGAGAGGAGACUAUAGAGUCGCGUAAGUGUGAGUUGAGCCUUAGAUAAGAUGAAAUAAUAAUACCGCGAUAGCGUAGUGAGAUUUCUAGUGAAACAUAUCUAUUAAUUUUGUUUCCAUGCUCAUUCUGAAAGAGAUAGAUUUAUUUUUCAACAUGGAAAUAGCUAAAGCUAGAAAACCUUUCUUGAAACAAAAUUUUAUAUGAAGGUGAAGUCAAAUUACAUAUUGUAAUUCAAUUGAUAUAAAUAUUGGUAUAGAUGGAGGAAAAAUGUUUUUUCAAAGUUCUUAUUGUCCUUCUGAGAAAGGUACCUUCUCGAAGAAAAAAUCCCUAGAUUCACAAACAAAUAUUUCUGUUGAUACUUCAUCACCCUUCUAUUCAUUCUAUAGGUUGGCACAAGUUAUGAUCCAACCUGCUGAUAAUUCUAGUAUGCAUUAUAUAUAAUAGUAUUUGGUACUCCUCAUGCAUUACAAUUUUUGAGACACUGUUUCCUUUUUCUGUUGUAUGUUUCCACUGGGUUCAGCUUUCCUCUGAAUAUUGAAUCUAGUUAGUGUCCCAGAAGCCCCAGACUAGAAAGCUCAUCCGUAUUCUUGUUUACAGCUACUUAGCUCCGAUAAUUGUCGAGUGAGGGAGUCAAUAUCCUCACCCAACUUUUCGCUCCGGUCACAAGUGCUAUCUAAUGACUAUAAUGGAGGAUAACUCAGCUCCAACAUUGUAUGCGUCUACGAGAUAUUUCUCAUUUUCGAAUGUCCUCAAUUCUUUCUCCAAAAAUUGGUACACAUAACAGAAAUUAAUGACUGAAUCACCCUGUGAAACCGUCCUUCAAAGCUUCAUGUAGCCGCUCAUUACGAGUUUUAUAUAAGUAUACUCAUUUAUUCAUUUUGAAAACAAUAAAUUAUGUGUUUUGUAAUGAAACAAUAGUUUGCUCUGGUUGUAAAUGCUGCAAGUAUUUUUUGCAACAAGGUUUCAUUGGGGGUAAAAUUUUCAUGAAACAUGGUGAUGGGUCUGCUAAUAUUUCUUCAAGGCCUAUUUCUACGAAAACACUCUCUCUUUUGUCAAUCAUUGGAAAGCUCUUACAUGCCAAAUUAUUUUUUCAAUCAUGGUUUUUCUUCUUUUUGACUAAUUUUUAUAAUUUUUACAUUUUUUCGGAUCGCGUAUUUCCUUGACUUACUCUUUAAAAGAUGACUUGCACUCAAUAGUGUCAUAUCAUUCCAUCGCACGGAAUAACACUGUCCUAUUUCAAAUUUAAGAUUAUAUAAGAGGUUGCAAUUUGUUCGUAAUUAAAUAUUAUUACAAAUGUUGCAGCUAAAAUAUUAUCAAAGCCUGUUUACCCGUAAAACAGAAAUUUUCAUCUGAAAUCUUGUUUGCUAGAUUCAUUGCUAGUUGAAUUUAUACUCUCUUUCACUCAUUAUGUUGAAUAAUAAGCACGGCUCGAAGUAUCAGUUACAAAUACAGAAACAGCCGUUAUAAUAGUAAAGAAUUGCUCAAUUUAAUAAAUAUUGUUAACAUAAAUAACUAUUGGGAACUUUUUGAAGCUUCUGAAACUUUUUAUAAAAACAUUUUCAUUUUGGCCUGGGACUAGAUCAGCCAGGACUUCAAAUGAUGGGACCAAUGGCCCCUGCCCCCAACAUGGCACUUUUUGGACCCCCCUCCCCAAACAUGGACAUGAUGGCGAAACCCCGAUAAAAGGAUGGUUUAAAUCAUUGUGCAAUUAGUUGUGCUCUUUUAUUCAAAAAACAAUAAGAUUUGGAAUAAUUCAAUUAUCUCCAAAGGAAAUGGGGAGAAAUAAUUUACAAAAUUUUCCAUUUUAAUUUGUCAUUUUUACUCAUAGUUUACAACUACUAAUAUUGGAUUUGAACUUCGUAACUAAGUUAAUUCUUCAUCGUACAUGGUUAUGUUUUCAUAACCUAUUUAAAAAAUUUAUUCAUAGCGCAUUGUUUCAUCCAAGUAAGUCUCAUAGAGACUUUAUUUCCUUGUAUCGAUUCCAAAUCUUAGAAUUCGAUCCAUUGGUAAGAGAAGACAACUUGAAAUUAAGAUACCUGUAAAAAGCCUUUUGUACCAGUUUGGUAUUAAUUUUGUGCAAGUAUUAGCCCGCCCUGACAUUCUACAAUGAACUGUCAAGGGAAAAUGUAUGUGUCUUAUAUUGUGCCUAUAAUGUGUGAACUGUGAUUUUCAAAUUACUUGCAUUAAAAUUAGAACUGAAAUCUAGUGUACAUGAAUGAGGGCCAGAUUUACAUUAGAAUUGAUCUUUGCAAGUUUGUGAUAGAUUUUUAUAUAUCUUACCAAACUUUUAAUUUUUGGAAUGCUUUCAAUCCAAUAAACUUUCUUCCUUGUUGAACAUUGACUGUUUUCUGACUUUUAACAGAUGAAUUUCGUCAACAAAUAAUAAUUCUAGAGUAAGGUUUUGUGUUUUUGUUGUAAGUGUGAUUCAUGACGGUUUAUUAAACUAUUACAAAUAUUAACUCUGCUUGUUUAUUGGUAGGCACGAACAGUUGUGCCUCGAAUUUGUUUUGAAGACGUUGUGUAAUGUAAUUGAUUUAUAGAUUUGAAUAACUUGAGUGUAUUAUAGUUACAAUUAUUGCCUUAUAUUCAUGAAUGUGUGUAAUUAAAAACUCAAUAUAAUUUUGUCAUUAUUGUACUGUAUCAUUAUAGAGAUUGUAUACUCUGAAUCUGAUUUGUGUUUAGGAUUAUAUCCAAAGUCUGUGAUAAUUUAUUACUAGAGUUAAUAGAUUAAUAUUAUUAAAUAUAUUGUAAUGAUUCAAUUUUACUUGGCUUUAUUGUUAUUAACCAUUAAGUUAUUAUUAAUGCAUUGAGCAAUUCUAAUUUUAUUAUAAAUAUUUACUGUCAACAUGAGUAAUUAAAAUAAUGUCGUUAUUUAAAUUCUUUGUCGUUUUGUUGACAUAUGCAGGUCAAUAAAGAUACAGAACUGUA
Messenger RNA from Nilaparvata lugens (brown planthopper), 7325 nucleotides. RefSeq names its product serine/threonine-protein kinase LATS1 (gene wts). The transcript has 8 exons. Lineage: Eukaryota; Metazoa; Arthropoda; Insecta; Hemiptera; Delphacidae. Gene Ontology annotation, biological process: regulation of organ growth; hippo signaling; positive regulation of apoptotic process. Gene Ontology annotation, molecular function: protein serine/threonine kinase activity; protein binding; ATP binding. The record is from RefSeq and is a predicted model, not a curated record. The coding region runs from base 454 to 3408 and encodes 984 amino acids.